Molecule: messenger RNA, 1575 nt
Organism: Rubroshorea leprosula
Lineage: Eukaryota; Viridiplantae; Streptophyta; Magnoliopsida; Malvales; Dipterocarpaceae
Source: the annotation of a GenBank genome assembly
AUCCAAUUUUAUUUCAGUCUCUACCUCCACACAACAAACUCCAGGUGGCGUUGUCUUGUUUCUUUCUUCUCUUUCUUCAAACUCCAAAGUAUUCUUUAUUUCUAGUUUUUUGUCUCCUUUCUUGGGAUUGCACAGAACAGAUCAAAGAAAGUAGGUGCUUUUGCUUAGGAAUGCUUUUGGGCAUUUAACUUUGUAAACUGAGUGGAAAAGAGUGUACCAAGAUGCCUACCGGGUACCGCAGUGGGGGCUUUAAGAGAACACAUGAUGGUGCGAGGCUUGUCAUCACAACAAUUCUGGGAAUAGUGUUUGGAUAUUUUAUUGGUGUUUCAUUUCCAUCAGGUUCUCUUAACAAGAUUCGCUUACCUUCAAGCCUUAUGCCAUCUAUUAAUAUAGCCAUAUCUGAUGAAGGUAUAUAUCCUCCUGAAAAAAAGCCUGAAACCAAUGGUCAGUCAGAGAAAAUACCCAAGAUAUAUGUCCCUACAAAUCCUCGUGGUGCAGAAUUAUUACCUCCGGGCAUUAUUGAGGCAGAAUCUGAUUUCUACUUACGCAGAUUGUGGGGUGAACCCAGUGAGGAUCUGAAGAAAAAACCUAAGUACUUGGUAACGUUUACAGUUGGUCUUAACCAGAGGAAAAAUAUAGAUGCUUGUGUUAAAAAGUUUUCAGAGGAUUUCCAAAUUUUGCUCUUUCAUUACGAUGGCCGUACAAGUGAGUGGGAUGAAUUUGAGUGGUCAAAAAAUGCAAUCCAUGUUAGUGCGAGGAAACAAACAAAAUGGUGGUACGCAAAAAGGUUUUUGCAUCCUGAUAUUGUUGCUGCUUAUGAAUAUAUUUUCAUCUGGGAUGAAGAUCUUGGUGUAGAACACUUUAACGGAGAUAGGUUCAUAGAGCUGGUCAAGAAGCAUGGUCUGGAGAUCACUCAACCAGGCUUGGAGCCCAAUAAUGGACUAACAUGGCAGAUGACAAAGAGGAGAGGUGAUCGAGAAGUUCACAUGGUUACUGAGGAGAAACCAGGCUGGUGCAGUGACCCACAUCUGCCUCCAUGUGCUGCCUUUGUGGAAAUUAUGGCCCCUGUAUUUUCUCGAGAAGCUUGGCGAUGUGUUUGGCAUAUGAUUCAGAAUGAUUUGGUUCAUGGAUGGGGAUUGGAUUUUGCCCUCAGAAGAUGUGUUGAGCCUGCACAUGAGAAGAUUGGUGUUGUGGAUUCACAGUGGAUUGUCCAUCAAGUAAUUCCUUCUCUUGGAGCCCAGGGUAGCACUGAAGAUGGGAAACCUCCUUGGGAAGGGGUGAGAGCAAGGUGCAAAAAUGAGUGGUCUAUGUUCCAAGAUCGCCUCGCCCAAGCAGACAAGGAAUAUCUAGCCCAGAUUGGGAAGGGGUGAUUUUGUGCAUUUCCUGACAACAUUCCCAUCCAUCUCUCUACCUCCACUCUGUACAUGUUUGCUUGUAAGGGGUGAUUAUUUAGUGGUCAGUACUACUAACUACGAGUGAUAUUCUGCUGAAGAUGGUGGACUCAUUUCUGGAGCCAUGCUUUCUGUAUCUUAUACAUUUUUAUAGUUAAUAUGGGAAUAGAAAAUUUUUGAGCUU